AUGUCUCUCGCACGACAGGUUCCUUCGGUGGAAACUCUACCCAUGAGCCCGCCCUUGGCGUGUGCCCCUAACGACUUGAUUUCUGAUGUUGCAACAAUGAUUAGUGACAAUAAAAUGCAUUGCAUUUUAGUUUACGAUGAGGAGAAAAGGUUUUUGGGAAUUAUAACUUCGAAAGAUGUUGCAUUUCGAGGUGCACAACAUCGAAAUUUGAGGGCCAUCGAUAUCGCGACAAAAGAUCCUAUUGUAGUUCGUGCAAACAUGCUUGUUAUCGAUGCGCUUGAAAUUAUGGUUAAAAGUUCCAUCCGCCACUUACCAAUUAGGCGCAAUACAGGUGAGGAAAUUUUGGGCAUAAUUGACAUUACUCGCUGUUUUCAUCAAGCUAUGCUGAAAUGGGAACAAUUGGCAAGAAAUUACGAAAAGCUCAAUGAUGUCUUCAAAGAUUUUAUGGAAGAUAAUACGACGCAAGAGAGAAACUUAAUUUUACAAAGCAUAUCACAACUUAUUUCAUUAAUGGAAGCACCAACUUUAAAAACAAUUUUGGAUUCCUCGACCUAUAAUACAAUCCCGUUAAUUCUGAAUCCAUCCAAUACUGUUUCUGAUGCUUUGAAUCUUAUGAAACGUCAUAAUUCUAGUGCCGUUUUGAUACGCGAUGAAUCCCCUGCAACAGACAUUGCGACAGGAAAACCAGGAACCGCACAUGUAUCUGUUGAAAGAAACCAUGUUGCCAAGGAUUUCAAUAUCAUAGGAAUUUUUACGAGUAAGGACGUUGUUUACAGAGUUCUGAGCAAUUCUCAAAGAGUAGAUAUUGACACUUGUAGCUUGGCUCGUGUCAUGACGACCAGACCUAACUGUGCUUCAAUGGGCUUGGGUUUACAUUCGGCGUUGCGUAUGAUGUAUGAGGGACACUUUCUUAAUUUACCAGUUGUUGAUAAUAAUGGAACAAUCUUGGGAUUAAUUAGUGUACUUCAAUUGACGCAUGCUGCAUUAAGUCACCAGCUGUCUCGAAGUGGGAAGAAAAACAAGUUAGAUGAUCAAUUCGUCCACAUUUUAAAACAUCAGCGGGAGUUUUCCCUUUCUGCCACUUCAAAUUCCUCCAAGGCUCAUCGAACGAAUAGCUGGACUAAUCUUUCAACUAUGGAAUCCCAAAAGAACUUCAAUCAGCGUGAGAAAUUCUCUGAGCUAGAAGAUCAAUCACAGAAUUACUUUUGGAGCUUUUUUGAUACAUCAGAUAACGAGGGCUCAAUCUCUGCUUCUUCCAGUCAGCUUUCUCUUGUAGACGCAAAUGUAUCAAGCGGCAAAUCUUUCAGUCAAAAGGGUCUACUAUCAGGUCCUAUCCCAAAGCUUGCGCGAGUGGUUUCCAGUCAUGAAGAUUUUAAAAAGAAGUUCAACCACCAUCAGGGACCUGAAACUAGCCGGAAUAUUUUUACAGUCGGUAGUCAGAAAGACUUAGAAACUUUAACUCGUUCCAGUAGGUUCCGCAUCUACUUAGUUACACACUCUCCUGUUGCAAAUAAAACAAAUCUACCAAAGAACAAAGUGUUCAAGCUGAAAGGCCCAAACCUCGAGAACUCAACUUCAAAGUCUUUUUCAGAAAAAUUCUUUGAAAAUUUGGGUGAUUCCCUUGGCAUAGACUUUGAAAACUUAACUUACAAUGUGGAGCUAGCCGAUGGAACACAGAGGACUUUGGAAGGUAACAUUCAGUUAAAAGAAUUAUCAGAAAGUUACCUAAAGGUCAAUGGAAUGGAUAGGACUGUGCCCUUGACUGUUGAAUUAAUAGAUUAUCUUGAAAAGUCAAAAUCAGGAAUGACUAUGUUUCAAUAUAUUAUUGAAUUUAUAAAAAAGUGCUACAAGAAGGCAUGGGCAAGGAUUGGAUUGUCAUUCCUUUUGGGAGUACAAUUUGGAAGGCUUUUUAAAUGA
Lachancea fermentati is the source of this 1917-nucleotide messenger RNA. Lineage: Eukaryota; Fungi; Ascomycota; Saccharomycetes; Saccharomycetales; Saccharomycetaceae. The record is from the annotation of a GenBank genome assembly.